UGCAAGAAAAAGGCCAUUUGGAGGUUCAGACGGGAAGAAAAUCUACUAAAGUGUUGGGUCAUUUGAUAUAUUUGCCUGAAUAGUAUUUUUAAAGCUACUAAGGUAAGCAGAGACUGUUCUAGUGAGAGCCAUGGCAACCACUUCGCUCCUAUUUGCCGUAGCUAAGAGAUUGGAAGGCAAAGUAGCUCUAAUCACCGGCGGAGCCGGCAGCCUCGGAUCAGUCACAGCAAAGCUCUUCCAUGAACAUGGUGCUAAAGUCUUGAUAGCCGACGUUCAGGACGACAAAGGCCAUCUCGUCUGCCAAAAUCUUUCUCCAGAAAGCGCAUCUUUCAUCCACUGCGACGUAACAAACGAAUCAGACAUCCGAAAGGCAGUAGAAACUGCGGUGUCCAUUCACGGUAAGCUCGACAUCAUGUUCAACAAUGCAGGAAUCGUGGACCCCGUGAUCCCCGACAUGCUUAACUACAAUCAAACCGACUUCGAGCGCGUGCUUCGUGUGAACGCCGUUGGUGCCUUCUUAGGCACCAAGCAUGCUGCUUGUUUCAUGAAACAAGCGAAACGGGGGAGCAUCAUCAACACGGCAAGCGUUUGUUCGGUCAUCGGUGGGGUGGCUACGCAUGGCUACACAAGCUCAAAGCAUGCAAUUGUUGGGCUCACCAAGAACACUGCUGUGGAGUUGGGACGUUAUGGGAUCAGAGUUAACUGCGUGUCGCCUUAUGCGUUUCCUUCGGCCAUGUCAAGGGGGUUCUUCGAACGGGACGAGGAUGAUCCGAUAGAUGACAUUGGUUCCAAUCUUGAGGGAGUGAGUUUGAAGCCGGAGGAUGUGGCUGAGGCGGUUGUAUAUCUGGCGAGUGAUGAGUCUAGGUAUGUGAGUGGGCAUAACCUGAUUGUGGAUGGAGGGUUCACUGUCAUGAAUUCAGCUCUCACUAUGUUCAACAAAUAAAAGGAAAUUCUAUCCCACAUCGAAUUUGGUUGAAUUUACAUUAUGAUUAGUAAAAUACACUUUAUGUGUAAUAAGUUUACCAUUAAGUUAAAUGACAAAUUAUAUGAUAA
This is a messenger RNA of Sesamum indicum (sesame), 1053 nucleotides long. RefSeq names its product secoisolariciresinol dehydrogenase. Gene Ontology annotation, molecular function: oxidoreductase activity. NCBI's taxonomy places the organism in Eukaryota, Viridiplantae, Streptophyta, Magnoliopsida, Lamiales, Pedaliaceae. The record is from RefSeq and is a predicted model, not a curated record.